UUGCCGCUUUCGCUGCUUACAACGGCGCAGGGCAACCCGAUGCUCGUCGAGCUCAAAUCUGGCGAGACAUUCAACGGGCAUCUCGUACAGUGCGACAACUACAUGAACCUGACACUACGUGAAGUCAUUCAGACAUCGAGAGACGGCGACCGAUUCUUCAGACUAGCAGAAGUCUACAUCCGUGGCAGUAACAUCAAAUACCUCCGUGUCCCCGACGACGUGAUUGACAAGGUUCGAGAACGCGAACGCGCAGAAUAUCAAGCGCGG
Molecule: messenger RNA, 267 nt
Organism: Protomyces lactucae-debilis
Lineage: Eukaryota; Fungi; Ascomycota; Taphrinomycetes; Taphrinales; Protomycetaceae
Exons: 2
Biological process (GO): nuclear-transcribed mRNA catabolic process; P-body assembly; spliceosomal snRNP assembly
Cellular component (GO): U6 snRNP; P-body; spliceosomal tri-snRNP complex
Molecular function (GO): U6 snRNA binding
Source: RefSeq, a predicted model, not a curated record